Molecule: messenger RNA, 2302 nt
Organism: Xylona heveae TC161
Lineage: Eukaryota; Fungi; Ascomycota; Xylonomycetes; Xylonales; Xylonaceae
Exons: 6
Coding region: 32-2128 (698 amino acids)
Biological process (GO): DNA-templated transcription; regulation of DNA-templated transcription
Molecular function (GO): DNA-binding transcription factor activity, RNA polymerase II-specific; DNA binding; zinc ion binding
Source: RefSeq, a predicted model, not a curated record
ACUUAGUUUGGCCCCGCCAAGAGCCUCUGUCAUGACCACUAGGACAGGCCUGAAGCGCCAGCGAGUAGCGGCAGCUUGCGCAAAAUGUCGAUCAUUAAAAGCCAGGUGUGAUGGCGUUCGCCCAGUUUGUGGUCGCUGUUCAGGCUAUGGAUAUAAUUGUUCUUGGCCAGAGAAUUCAUCUUCUCGUGAUUUUCGCCAAUCUACACCAACAACCUCAAGUUGGUUGAGAAAAGACACAAUUCAGUAUCGGCGUCAUGUUAUACAGUCAUUCAGGGAACUCGCGGCUACGAUUCAGCCGGUGCUUACCGAUGUCGAACGCACAAGCGUUGAAAGCAGCAUAAAUUGCAUCGAAAACCAUAUAUCAGACAGUAACAUUUUCACUGAACCGCAAGGAAGCCCUGAAAGAGAUCUAAAUGCUGGAUACGACAAAUUGAAUGCACCCCUCACCAGGAACGCCUCCUAUACGUAUGUUGGCAAAGCGAGCGAUAUCCAUUUCUUCAACGCAGUAAAAGAGAGUUUGCAAGAAGAAAUCGAGUUCUCCGACGAGUGCGCCACAGAAAAGUCUCCGGAGACAGAUUUCGCAAUCAGCAACUAUAACCAGCACAGUCCAGUCAGUGUCGCGGGACCCUUCGAUACGCAACCAGCUUUCCCGGAGCCGGACGUCGUCAUCAAGUACUUGGACAUUUAUUUUUCGACAAUUCAUAUUGCCUAUCCUUUUCUCUCGAGAGAAUAUUUAGAGUCAAAGUAUAGAGCACUUCGAGGGAAUAGCAUCGUUGCGGAGGACUGUUCUUCGGUAGCCAUAUUAUAUCUUAUUUUUGCUAUUGGCUCCUACUAUCUUUCGUACCCUCGCUUUGGGUCAUCGGCAAGCCAGCAGCACUUGAUUUACUUUGAGAAAGCCAUGAUCUUCUCGGCGCAGGUCAAAUCCCAAUGCACCCUCGAGAAUGUCCAAAUGCUUCUUUCAGAAUGUUUCUUUCUGCUUGCGAUAUGCCAGACAGACAGAUGUUGGAACACUCUUGGGAUGGCAAUACGCAUGGGACAAAGCAUUGGCUUGCACGUUGAAAAUGCCCCUUCAUCAAAGCCAAGCAGCAAAGUCAAUCCGUUCGAAGUUGAAAUUCGUCGACGAACAUGGUACUCCCUGUUCGUUCUCGAUCGUCUCUUGGCUCUGCAGCUAGGACGACCAUUUGCAAUACAGGAGACCGAUUUUGCCGUUCCUCUCCCGUCUCGAGCUUCAUCUGAUUGGAGUGUCGAGGACGAAUUAUCGAGUCAAACGGCGGAGCCAUCAGUUAUAGAUUAUUUCCUACGGGUCAUUGAGUUUUCGAAACUCCUUGGCAAAGUAAUACGUGAGCUAUAUGUCCCAACUCAGGAGGAGUCUUCUCUCGGGAGCAUGUUAGCGAGCACAUCUGCUCUUGAUCAAGAGCUUUUGGCAUGGAAAUUCGACUUGCCCCGUCACCUACGAUUUGACUUGGGCCAUACUUUUGAAAAAGAUAUCAGAUUUAAGAGACAGCGAAAUAUGCUCGCAAUAAAAUUUCAUAAUCUGCGCUCAAUGGUACACCGUCCGUAUCUUGGACUUCCGUGGUUCCAAGCCAAAAACACGGCGUUGAUGGAGUCAAUUCGAGGGCUAGAAGCAAUGGUUGAAGAGUCAGAGAGAAUAUGUGUAUCUGAGGCAAGAGCAACGGCGCACCUGCUCCACUCCAUUGAGGAUGAACAAGCGCUCGUGCAUGACUUCCCGUGGUGGCAGAUGAUCUCUUGUUUGAUCUGCGCAAGCUCAAUACUAUUCGUCGCAAGCACCGUCGUUUGCAAGCCUCAGAGGAGGAUGGAUCCAGAUCCUUCGACUUAUGCUGACGAUGCAAACACAUGUAUCAAAGUAUUUGAAGCGCUUAGUGCUCGUUCUGACGCAGCGCGUCAUGCAACAAAAAUGAUGCAAAGUCUUACUGAAUUGCGGUCUUUGCCCGAGAACAGUAAUGAGCGUCGGUAUUCUGCUGCGAGUAUCAAUCAAACCCUUUUGGGUGUCGACUCGACAGUCGCCCAACCUGACGUACCAUUUGAAGGGCCGCCUGAUUGGAAUCUUGCAAUGGAUCUAGUUGCGUUGACUCAUUGGUCUAAUGAAGCUUCGGACUCUGUUUUAUGAAGUCGAAUAUUAUAGGAAAUUUGGACCUCUCGUCUAUGAUCAGUAUUUCGCAAGAUACCUAUUUAUCUUUUUUAUAUGUUUCUUGGCGUUGAAGCUUUGGGAUAAAAGGAAAAAUGGAAUCCGAUAGCCAUUCCUCUAGCUAAUCUAUGACAAGAACGAGAAUCCCGACUGUGC